Molecule: messenger RNA, 1782 nt
Organism: Daldinia childiae
Lineage: Eukaryota; Fungi; Ascomycota; Sordariomycetes; Xylariales; Hypoxylaceae
Exons: 2
Coding region: 1-1782 (593 amino acids)
Cellular component (GO): site of double-strand break
Source: RefSeq, a predicted model, not a curated record
AUGUCACAGUGCGAUUCUGUUUCGCCCGCUCAAACACCCAACCACGUCAAACUUGCCCCUCUUUCCCCUAAACUUGAUCAUUCGCAGAUCUAUGCUUCACCAACCAACAUUCUACCUCGUCGCUCUCGUGGCCUUGAUUUUUCUAGAGCCGCCACCAGCUUACAUCAUUCCACUCUCGCCGAACAAUCCUCUCCUGAUUCAUCGCCCACUAUCGGCGGACGCGCCAUGAAUAUUCCCGGUCGCGGGAAUGGUCAUUAUGGCCAAGAACAACCCUCCACUUCCUUGUGGUCCAUGAUGGGUAAUCAAGAGCGCAUGAAUAUUUCUAGCUCCGUCGGCAGCGCAAACCCCUUGGCCUCCGACUCAUCGUCCAGUUCCGGUGAUGACGACCUCAUGGAUGAAGAAAUGGAGGAUGCUAUCUUCAGCACACCGCAGGUCUCUAAAGGUAGCCAGCAGCUUAGGAAUCUACCAUUCGGCUCCGGUAACAACGUCGUUCCGUGGAUGCCAGGAUCAUCGCCAGCCGCCAAUAGUCUUCAGAGCUUCAGAGCACGGCCGCGCAGGCAUCCGAAGAAGAGACUGCGCGGUCUAGCUGGACUAGGCUUCGGCCCUUCUGCUCCACCCUCCUUCUCUAAGUCGCCGCCUAAUAACGUCGUUAAGGAUCUUAGGGACGCUUCUAUUUCUCAUAACCGACGGGAAAGCAUUAGCUGGGCUGCCAACCAGCUACAUAUCUCGGGUAGCGAGAGCGACGACAAGUCUAUAGACGCAAGCGAUACCCUAUCUAGAGAUGGUACGAGAGGCGUUGUUAAGCGACCCGUCACACGGCGGGGCAGUCUACUACCAAAAACGAAGGGAUUCGCGCGGAUUCGUGCCGCCCUCAUGGAGGAGAGCGCCCCGGUGGACUCGGAGACUCGUCGAGAGGCGGAAGUUAUUCGUCAAGUCCGCGAAAGCGACAUGGACCUCGAGCCCCGUGUACCACCUGGUCCGCUGUCGGCUCUUGAUAUUCCCAACAUGUCUACCACCCAAUCCUCUCCAAACCUAGGGACUGCACAAGAUUCUCUCGACGACAUACCGGAAGACGAUAUGAUGACCGACUCGGGCUUAUCGAGCAGCUUCAAGCAACAAGCCUUGAAAAACUCAAAAGGUAAAAACUUCUGGGAAACCUUCUCCGAGACAAGCAGCGUCGCAGGUACGCGAGUUACGCCACCGCCUUCAUCCCUCAUGCCUAGGGGGUCAUCAUCCGGGAUGAGCGAGGACGUAAAUAUGGACUCGCCAUCCCUCUCGGCGGGUCCAGGCUUGUUCGGUUCAGGCCAAAAUGCCGGCCCGGCAUCCGGAAGCGAGGGCCAAAGAUCGGAUACUCCACAACAGUCGUCUCUCCCACCGUCUAUGCUGCAAGGAGGCGGCAUACCGCCAACCGCAGCUGAGAUCACGCGGCGCAUCAACAACAAGAGGAGGCGCGACGACGACUACUUUGACACGCAUGGUCUCAAGCGAAGAGCAGUCAGCCCGGGCAUGAACAGUGUUCACGGGUCACCAGUGACGCAGAGCCCGCUGCAGAGAGACGGGGGACCGUGGGGGCCAGGGUCUAGACCGGGAAGUAAUCAUGGCGCCGAGAGGGAGAGAGACAAGACGUCAGGGACGGGAACGCCAAGCGAAAAUGGGAGCGUCGGCGGGAACGGCAAUGGAAAUGGAAAUGGGGGAGGAAGGAUGAUUAAUGGGAAGGGACGAGUGGGGUUCCAGGGGAUGGUGGAUACGAAUGACGGACUCAUGCGCAUGAGCAUUGAGUAG